ACGACAAAAAGCAGCGCUCUUUUAUUUAAUCUCUUGUUCAUCCGCGGGUGGCUCCUCCUCAGAGUGACAACCUCCGACCAUCGUCGUCCGGCGAGAGAGAUCGGAGCAACAGAAGCAUCAGUCGAAGAGGAAAAAUGGAUGAAUCCCAUGUCAAGCAGAUUAUUGAGCAUCAGGUGCUAUCGGUCGCCAAGGUCGUGGAGGAGAAGCUUGACGAGGAGAUCGCUGCACUGGAUCGGCUUGAUCUAGACGAUCUCGAGGCCCUCCGCGAGCGCCGCAUCCAGCAGCUCAAGAAGGCCGCUGAGCGUCGCAAGCAUUGGGUCUCCCUUGGCCAUGGUGAGUACUCAGAGAUUCCGAGAAAGGACUUCUUCUCUGCCGUCAAGGCCAGCGAUCGUGUUGUCUGCCACUUUUACCGCGAUAACUGGCCCUGCAAGGUGAUGGACAAACAUCUAAGUAUUCUUGCUAAACAACAUUUUGAAACACGCUUCCUCAAAAUUCAUGCUGAGAAGAGUCCCUUCCUCACUGAGAAGCUUAGGGUUGUUGUUCUACCUACACUUGCUCUUGUAAAGCAUGCGAAAGUAGAAGACUAUGUGGUCGGCUUUGAUGAGCUCAGGGGCACUGAUGAAUUCAGCACAGAAGAAUUGGAGGAAAGGCUUUCUAAGUCUGAAGUCAUCUUUUUUGAGGGAGAGGGCUCUGCAAAUCAAUCGAAGCCCGCCACAGCUAAGAGAAGUGUCCGGCAAUCAGAAAGUUCAAAUUUAUCUGAUUCUGAUUAGUUUGAUCAUAUUCGUUUAUUGUCUGUUGCUUGAGGAUUCAGAUAAUUUUUAUGGCUUUAUUACCUGCUUUGUAAACAUUGGAAGCUUGUGGCCUGCAACUGCCCUCCAUGUUUGUCUUGUUGUAUAUUCCACUCAGUUAUCUAUGAGUUCAACUAAUUAAUCAGAGUUGCAAAGCAUUCUAUGA
Dioscorea cayenensis subsp. rotundata (Guinea yam) is the source of this 954-nucleotide messenger RNA. RefSeq names its product thioredoxin domain-containing protein 9 homolog. Gene Ontology annotation, cellular component: cytoplasm. The record is from RefSeq and is a predicted model, not a curated record. Gene Ontology annotation, biological process: microtubule cytoskeleton organization. Lineage: Eukaryota; Viridiplantae; Streptophyta; Magnoliopsida; Dioscoreales; Dioscoreaceae.